Messenger RNA from Cetraspora pellucida, 197 nucleotides. NCBI's taxonomy places the organism in Eukaryota, Fungi, Glomeromycota, Glomeromycetes, Diversisporales, Gigasporaceae. The record is from the annotation of a GenBank genome assembly.
AUGCAUUGAAGGCAGUUUCAACUAAAUCACCUCUUUCUGUAUCUUAUGACUUUAAUUCUUCAAGUAAGACGAGUCCAAACAAUACUUCCAAAACUGAGAUGAGUACAUCAUCCAUAAUUUCUUCUAGUAAGAUAGGAUUAUCUAACAAAUCCAGACUUCCGAUUUCUAUUUUACCUAAUGAUCCAAAAGAAAAAUGA